Molecule: messenger RNA, 2460 nt
Organism: Penicillium vulpinum
Lineage: Eukaryota; Fungi; Ascomycota; Eurotiomycetes; Eurotiales; Aspergillaceae
Product: chloride channel protein
Exons: 6
Coding region: 1-2460 (819 amino acids)
Biological process (GO): chloride transport; transmembrane transport
Cellular component (GO): early endosome; membrane; Golgi apparatus
Molecular function (GO): voltage-gated chloride channel activity
Source: RefSeq, a predicted model, not a curated record
AUGUCAAUGAGUGGUCAGGGCUCGGGUGGUGAGGGUCAAUCCGGGACGCAAUCAAGAUCUGAUCAGGAUGUCCUUCAGCCUCAAGAAGUGAAUCGGGAAGCCGAGGGGCUACAUGAGCCGAUCUCCUUCAAGCGAAAACAAAAACAACGAUCACGGUUCUUCAGUCUGUCUAGCCUUCUCUCCCCUCCCGCUGGCGGAUCGGAUACUGGCUUUGGCUCUCCGGCGCCGCAAGGUGGUCAGAACGGCGAUGCGUCGCCCCUUGACCCUUAUGCACCGAUAGGAUUCAACGGCGGUGCGGAAGCAACAAAAGAUGGCGCACCAUUAGACUGGUAUGUGGAAGGCCCAGGACGACGUGUGGGCUAUGACGACUUCACCGCUAUCGAUUGGAUCUACGAGUAUACGAAGGAGCGGCAAAGGAAACGGCUUCUUUACGCUAGUGGACAGGGACUAUUGGGUCAUGCUCGCCGACUUCUUGAUGCAAGCAAUGUCUGGUUGGUGUUGGUUGCGACAGGCAUUGCUGUAGGAAUAAUCGCUGCUUCAAUCGACAUUGCAACAAAUUGGCUGGGUGAUCUGAAGUCCGGGUAUUGCAAAAAUGGAAGCGGAGGUGGCAAGUUCUAUCUUAACAAGACCUUUUGCUGCUGGGGUCUCGAUGUGCGAAAUUAUGCUGUUUAUGCUCGACACAGUGGAAUCCCCGAAAUCAAAACGAUCCUUGGUGGAACUGUCAUCCGACAUUUCAUGGGGCCCUGGACGCUUGCCAUUAAAUCACUGGGCCUGUGUCUUUCUGUUGCAUCCGGUCUAUGGCUAGGCAAAGAAGGACCGCUUGUGCAUGUUGCAUGCUGCUGCGCGAAUAUCCUAAUGAAACCUUUCGAGGGCCUGAAAGGCAAUGAAGCACGCAAACGAGAGGUCCUUUCUGCGGCGGCCGCCGCAGGUAUCUCAGUCGCAUUCGGGGCACCUAUCGGAGGUGUUCUUUUUAGUUUAGAGCAACUUUCAUAUUACUUCCCCGACAAGACAAUGUGGCAAAGCUUUGUCUGUGCUAUGGUCGCAGCUGUUACUUUGCAAGCCUUGAACCCAUUCCGGACAGGUAAAAUUGUGCUGUAUCAAGUCACCUACACUCGAGGCUGGCACCGCUUCGAAAUUAUCCCAUUCAUUAUUCUUGGCAUACUCGGCGGUCUCUAUGGAGCAUUCCUCAUCCGUCUGAAUACGAGAGUUACCAAGUGGAGACGAGCUCGAACUUCCUCUCGGCCAAUCAUUGAAGUGGUUGUCGUGGCUCUCAUUACAGCUUUGGUCAACUAUCCAAAUCACUUCAUGCGGGCUCAGAAUUCGGAGCUUGUUCAGUCCCUGUUCGCCGAGUGCAACAGUGUGACCUAUGAUCGAUUUGGUCUCUGCGCAACAGGAUCUGCCUCAGUCGGUGUGGCAAUCUACCUAGUCAUAGCUGCUUUACUGGCCUUUUUUUUGGCUUCCUUGACAUUUGGGCUUGAGAUUCCUGCGGGUAUCAUCCUUCCUUCGGUCGCUAUCGGUGCUCUUUACGGGCGUGCUCUAGGCAUCAUAGUCCGCUUGUGGCAAGAAUCUUAUCCCAACGCAUUUCUGUUUAGCAAAUGCGAGCCAGACAUUCCAUGCGUCACACCUGGCUUGUAUGCAAUUAUUGGGGCUGCCGCUGCUCUUGGCGGUGCUACUCGAAUGACUUUGUCAAUUGUCGUCAUCAUGUUUGAAUUGACUGGCGCGUUGACUUAUGUGAUCCCGAUCAUGAUUGCCGUGAUGUUGUCCAAGUGGUGUGGUGACAUCUUCGGAAAGCGAGGUAUCUACGAGUCAUGGAUUCGACUAAAUGAGUAUCCUUUCCUCGACCAUCGCGAUGACACCACUCCACCAGACGUAUCUGCCCACCGGGUCAUGACAACCGUGGACGAUAUCAGCCUCAUUACUGCCACUGGUCAUACUAUUGCAUCGAUCCGCAACCUCCUAGCUAACACUACAUAUCGCGGGUUUCCCAUAGUUUCAGACACGUCUAGCCCCAUCCUGCUAGGCUACAUCACUCGCAAUGAGCUCUCUUUUGCUCUAAAAUGCUCAACCUCUCCUACCACCCGCAACCUCUCUGACGAGACACAGGUCUUCUUUUCGCAUCAACCUUUUGCAGACCCUGUUGAUACCCUUGAUCUAAGGCCUUGGAUGGACCAGACACCAAUGACCUUGAACAGUAACAUCACUUUCUUGAUUGUUUUGCGAAUGUUUCAACGUCUUGGCUUGCGUUAUGUGUUGUUUGCCAACAAGGGCAUUCUACAAGGACUACUGACCAAGAAAGAUGUGUGGUCAGUGCUGAACGGCGUGGAGUUUCGCCGCGAAGAAGCUCUUCGAGAUGAAGAAUUCCGGGAUUUCCAAAAUCAUAAUGAGGCUGAAGAGGUUGGUUUGCUUGAUGGGAAUGAUGCGUCCAGUCUUGGUAGUUCGUUAAGGCGGGAUUCUCUUUGA